AUGAAACCAAACCUAAUCUCUGUCCCUUGGAGCAAGACAGAAGCGGGCGGUAUCCUCCCCACACACUGGCCCUUGAGAUGCUUGACGACCCCGCUCCUCUCUCGCCUGAGCAUUCCCUGUCCCUUCCCCGGGUCCCCAGACCUGGGGCUCGGCGCCCUCAAGGUACCUAAGGAGGCUGAUGAAGGAGGCAGGGCCACCUGUGGGAGUGCCAGGAAAGGAAAGCGGCAGCAUGCUUCCCCCCAGAACCCGCUUCUGGACUGCAGCCUCUGUGGGAAGGUGUUCAGCAGUGCCAGCUCCCUUAGCAAGCACUACCUGACACACAGCCAGGAGAGGAAGCACGUCUGCAAGAUCUGCAGCAAGGCCUUCAAGCGCCAGGACCACCUGACCGGGCACAUGCUCACCCACCAGAAGACCAAGCCGUUCGUGUGCAUCGAACAGGGCUGCAGCAAGAGCUACUGCGACUAUCGCUCCCUGCGCCGCCACUACGAGGUGCAGCAUGGCCUGUGCAUCCUGAAGGAGGCCCCCCCGGACGAGGAGGCCUGCGGGGACUCCCCUCACGCUCACGAGGCGGCCGGCCAGCCCACACCCGCUGGCCCGCGGUCCCUGGCGCCCCCGGAAGCCAGGUCCCCCGGCUCCCUCUUGCCCAACCGAGACCUCCUGCGCUGCAUCGUGAGCAGCAUCGUCCACCAGAAGAUUCCUUCCGCCGUCCCAGCAGCCACAGGGCCCGCAGACGGCGGGGAGGGGAGGAGCGCGGCCUGUCCCUGCGCACCCUCUUCCGGGCCCUCCUCCUGCACCCCGGCAGGCAUCCCGGCGGCCCCCGGAAACCUGGGCACGGACGUUCCCGAGGAGCCUCGUCCCCCCAGGAAGGAGCCUGCCGCUGCCAUGUUCACGGCCGUCCACUCGAGAGCUGUGGAGAACGGCAGCACCGACUCAGCCGAGUCCGAGCCCCCUGUGCUCCCGCUGCCGCCCACCCUGGAGGGCUGGCCUGAGGGUGGCCCCCUGCCUGCCUGCCUGCCUCUGUUCCGAGGCCAGACAGUGCCUGCCGGUUCCCAGCCAGCCAGCCACAACUUCCAGUGGCUCCGGAACCUGCCCAGCUGCCCCAAGAGCAAAGGGAACAACAUGUUCAUGGUCCACAAGGCCCCGUCAGUGCCGUCCCAGGAGGGCUGCGAGUCAGGCCCGGGGCCCAGCAGCACGUCCCCCGCAGGAGAGCCCCCGCCCAGCUCGGGUACCACCAGUCUGGAGGACACGUUGCCCUUCCCUGCCACGCUCCUGAAGGCACCCGGGGAGGCCUCCGGUGACUCCCGAUAUGCCGGCGGGGAAGACGACUCCUGGGUUUCCAAGAAAAGCAAGUUUGACUGCGACUCUUUCUCAUGGCAAAACCCUGGGGAGCCGGGCCUCCAGGAUGCCCAAAAGCCGAGCGGGCUCCCGUCGGAUGCCACGCCGCUCUUCCGGCAGCUCUUCCUGAAGUCCCAGGAGUCUCUGGUGAGCCAUGAGCAGAUGCAGGUGUUCCAGAUGAUCGCCAAGUCCCAGCGGAUCUUCUCCCAGCUCCCCGGGCCUGAGGGCAAGCAGGCCGCCCUGAAGCCACUGCCAGGGCCAUGGCCACAGCAGCCCCCGCCGCCGGCACCCCCUGUCGACUCUCUCCAUGCUGGCCCCAGAAACCCGGAGCUAGAGGGGUCCCCAGCCCGCAGGAGGAAAAUCACGCCCGCUUUCCCCCGGGAGGCCUCCCCAGCCAGCACCAGACGGGACUCGAAGGGAGGACCCAAAGUGGCCACCGCUCCGCCGUCCCUCACGGCCUCAUCGUUGGACCCUCCCGGCAAUCCAGACAUCUCCUCUCUGGCCAAGCAGCUGAGAUCCACAAAAGGGACCUUGGACCUGGGGGACAUCUUCUCCCCCGGGGGCCCGCGGCAGACCCAGUUAGGUGGGGAGGAGCCCCUCGGAGCCCAGCUCCCAGGGAAGCAGGCCCAGGCAGAGAAUGACACAGCAUUGGGGGCCACAAAAGGUGAAAAGAGCCAGGCCUGCGCCCGGGGCGGAGGCUACAGGCUCUUCUCAGGCAACCUCAGGUCCCAGCGCUUCUCGGGCUUCCGGAAGGAGAAGGUGAAAAUGGAUAUGUGCUGCACGGCCUCCCCGAGCCAGGUAGCCAUGGCCUCCUUCUCGUCGGCUGGGCCUCCGGCAGAGCCUCCCCAGGACUCCAAGUCCAAGCUGACCAUAUUCAACAGAAUCCAGGGUGGAAAUAUCUACCGGCUCCCCCAUCCGCUGAAGGAGGAGAACGUGGCAGGUGGAUGUAACCAGCAAAAUGGGGGCCCUGCAGACUGGGCAGAGCCAAGGAGCACUUAUGUCUGCAAGAAUUGCAGCCAGAUGUUUUAUACAGAGAAAGGGCUGAGCAGUCACAUGUGUUUCCACAGUGACCAGUGGCCGUCACCUCGAGGGAAGCAGGAGCAGCAGGUGUUUGGCACGGAGUUUUGCAAGCCAUUGAGACAGGUGUUGAGGCCAGAGGGGGACGGGCAGAGUCCCCCAGGAGCUAAGAAGUCCUUGGACAACCCGGCUGCAGCCUCUUUGGGGAUCCCUGUGCCUGUAGUUCCAGGGAACCGACCCACUGGGAGCUCCGCCAAGGGACAAGAGAAAGACGGGGAAGAGAGAGAUAGCAAGGAGAGCAGCCAGCAUAGGAAGCGGAAGAAGCGCCCCCAGCCCAAGGCAUUGCUCGCCCCUCCUCCACCCUCUUCAUCUGGGGAGCCGGGCCUGGGAGGAUGCCACCAGAGCUGUCUGCGGUCUCCAGUGUUCCUCGUGGACCGCCUCCUCAAGGGAUUGUUCCAAUGCUCUCCUUAUACGCCGCCCCCGAUGCUCAGCCCCAUCCGGGAGGGCUCGGGACUGUACUUCAACACGCUCUGUUCCACCUCUGCUCAUGCCGGUCCCGACAGACUCAUCAGCAACAUGCUCGAUCAAGUGGAUGGCUCUUUCGGCAUUUGCAUGGUAAAGGAUGACACCAAGAUCAGCAUUGAACCACACAUCAACAUAGGAAGCCGGUUCCAGGCUGAGAUCCCAGAGCUCCAGGAGAGAUCGCUGGCUGGAGUUGAUGAGCACAUCGCUUCUCUGGUCUGGAAGCCAUGGGGAGAUGUGAUGACCAACCAAGAAACGCAGGACAGAGUGACUGAGCUCUGCAACGUGGCCUGCUCCAGCGUGAUGCCGGGAGGGGGCACCAACCUGGAGCUCGCGCUGCACUGCCUGCACGAAGCCCAGGGCAACGUUCAGAUUCAGACAAAGACUGUAGCCCAGUGUGUUGAGUAUUAUUACAUCUGGAAAAAAAUGAUCAAGUUUGACUGUGGCCGAGCCCCAGGACUGGAAAAGAGGGUCAAGAGAGAGCCAGAUGAGGCAGACAGGACAGAAGCAAAGGUCAUUUGCAGCCCUCGGGAGAGACCCAGCCACCGUCCCACUCCUGAGUUCAAGAUAAAGACCAAGAGUUACAGGAGGGAGUCCAUUCUCAACUCCAGCCCAAAUGCCGGCCCCAAGCGGACCCCUGAGCCACCGGGGAGUGUGGAGGGCCAGGGUGUCUUUCCCUGCAGAGAGUGUGAGAGGGUGUUCGACAAAAUCAAGAGUCGAAAUGCCCACAUGAAGCGCCACCGGCUUCAGGACCAUGUGGAGCCCAUCGUCAGGGUGAAGUGGCCUGUGAAGCCCUUCCAGCUGAAGGAGGAAGAAGAGGAGGAGGAGGAGAUAGGGGCUGACAUCGGCCCCCUGCAGUGGUGAUUGGGGUGGGGUGGGGGGAACUGGGGCAAGGCAGCCAGUCUGGAUGGGGGCCUCCAGCCUCGUCACCUUUCCCCUCGGCCUCUCCAGUGGGUUUGGGGUACCCCUCUGCCUCUUCCCCACCCUUACGUUCCCUCACUUGCCAGCCUGGCGUGGAAACAUGGUGGGCAUUCAGCCAUAAAUAGGCAGGAGGAGCCCCCAGUCGUCAGACCACUGUUGGCUGGUGCCAGAGGCUCCAGUCUCCUUAGGUUUUAAUUAGUCUCUCCCCUUCUUUCAGUUCCACUCCUCCUAGAGCAGGGAGGCUUGGGCGGGGGGGAUGAGGUAGAUCUGGGUAGCGCUAAAAUCUUCACCUCAGUUUUGGGGUUUGGUUACAUUUGUUAGAUAAGGCCAAGACGUAGAGAAUCAGUGGGAAGAUACCUUCAGAUCUCCAACAUGUUGGGGCCCCCUCACCAGGGGAGUCUGUCUGCAUUCCAGAUUCAGUCCCUAGUCUUGCAAUGACUUGUACAUUGUUAGGUUUUUUUGUACGUGUCGACUUGUAAAUCUUAUUAAAUUGGGUUC
Messenger RNA from Leptonychotes weddellii (Weddell seal), 4293 nucleotides. The record is from RefSeq and is a predicted model, not a curated record. Lineage: Eukaryota; Metazoa; Chordata; Mammalia; Carnivora; Phocidae.